Molecule: messenger RNA, 2688 nt
Organism: Penicillium oxalicum
Lineage: Eukaryota; Fungi; Ascomycota; Eurotiomycetes; Eurotiales; Aspergillaceae
Product: Hid1 family protein
Exons: 8
Coding region: 1-2688 (895 amino acids)
Cellular component (GO): membrane; Golgi trans cisterna; Golgi medial cisterna
Source: RefSeq, a predicted model, not a curated record
AUGGGGGCCUCAGAGUCAAAGCUCGUCUUCAAGCAGGGUAUCUUUCGAUUGUCAGAGGAGAAAGAGAUCCCCGCAGGCGACUCAUACUGGACACGAUUCUGGGAGCUUCCAGAGUCCACAGAAGACGUAUUCAGUCUGUUCACGCCAGCCGACAUUCGCCGCACUCGCGACCAUGCCUUUUCCAACUUCGAGACCCUACUGCUAUCGGUAUCAUCGCGCUUAAUAGUCCUCAAGAAUCACCCUUCGUUUCCAGACCCCGAUCUCGCCCCGGAACGCGAUGCGCUCAACUGUAUUCGAAUAUUGACCCGCCUCUUGCCGUUCAUUCAUGAAGCUGAACAUUUGGAAGAAUGGGAGGAGAAAUUCUUCUGGGCAACUCGCAGAAGAAAGACCAGGCAGGCGCAGAUCGCCGGAGAGGUUCUCUUUGAUGAGGCGCAACCAGAGCAGCGGGAUGGGUUUCCUUCCAGUGGGGAGGGGUAUGAAGAUGUGAAACCUCUUGCUGAGGAGCUGAUCGACACGCUGCUUGACCUUCUGUUCUUUGCGGAUUUCACCAUACCUGUACUUCCGACCGCGAAGAGCAAAAUCUCCUUCUCGAUUUGGCAGAGUGGUGUGGGCUGCAAUACAGCAAUGGGGUCAAACAAGACACUCGAGAGCAAUCGAUGUGAGAUUUUGCGUCUACUGCUUACAAUGACGGGAAAGGCGAUGUAUUUGCCUUCGAACACUCUUCCCGUGCAAGGCGUCAGGGCGAUGACGUAUAUUGCAACGUGUCAGGACAAGCAGUCAGUGUUGACACUGCUGUGCUCUCUUCUCAAUACGGCUAUGAAAUACAAUCCCGCUGCAUGGCGUGUGCCGUAUGAUCAUGUGGUCUGGAAAGAUCCUCGACAGAUUCUGGUGAUCUACUGCUUGCAGCUUCUUCUGGUUCUCCUUCUUUACCCCAUCCCAGAGGAUGGCCGUGGCUCUCCACCAAAGAACUAUUAUCGCCAUUACUACGGCAGACUCCACAGACCCCAAGAUUUCCAAUUCCUGGUUGACGGAAUGACGAGAAUUCUGAAUCAGCCUAUGCAAGCCACAGCCUCGUACCUCCCUGGUAGUCAAAGGUCGGUGAAAUGGGCACCCGAGAUGCUCAUAUUGUUCUGGGAGACCCUCCAAUGCAACAAACGCUUCCGAUCUUUCAUUAUUGAUUCGAAUCGGUCACAUGACUUUUUGAUUCUGUGCGUCUUCUAUGCGAUUGAGUACAGGACAGAGCCAUCGAAGCAGGGGGUGGUCCGGCUCUGCAUUUUCAUUCUUCAGACGAUGAGUGCCGAGCCCAAUUUUGGAAAGAGCUUGAAUAUGAAAUUCGAAGCGCAGGAGACGCUGCCGCAAUCCAUUCGUCUGCUCAAUUUCCGCGGAAGCUAUGCGGAUUACCUUUUUAUGUCAAUUGAAACCCUCAUAACGACCAGUAAAGGGAAUCUAGACACUGUCUAUCCUGCCCUCCUCACGAUUCUUACCAAUAUUGCCCCUCAUAUCAAGCACAUCUCUCCCAGUGCUUCCUCCAAGGUCGUCCAACUUUUUUCGGCAAUGUCUGCGCCGAGCUUCUUGUUAGCCAAUGAAACAAACCACACACUGCUUGCGUCCCUGCUAGACUUCAUCAACGCAAUUCUUGAGCACGGUUUCACGGAAAACCCAUAUCUUGUGUAUGCAAUCCUGAAGCAUAGACAAAGAUUUGAAGCCGUCCGAGCUUUUACCCUGGAAAGCGGACAGCGAGAGAUUGAACGUCAAAAGGAGCAGCGCAAGGCCGGAGAAAAUUCGACAGAGUCGACAACCAGCCCUACGUUACCUCAUGCCGGGGAUGACCUUUUUGCGCCUUCUGGCGCGCGCUCUCCGUUGACGCGCAUUCCGGAAGAGAACGGUGCAUUCGCGAUUGGCGACGAUGAUUCUGAAGCAGAGGACACUGAAGAGGGAGGUCAAUCUACACCAGCCCAAUCUUCACCGUCUGCGCAAGCUUCUCGCAGGCCCUCGUUUGCCUCGACCGCGGAUGAGACUGGUUCUCAGGUCCGGGGUAUUUCCGAAAAGGCACGCGGUAAAAUGCCAGCGGGGAGACCCUCAUUCUCGCGGCAAAACAGCAUAACCAGCCUGGCGAGCGUCUCCGCGCUGUUUUCUCCGACAUCUGCAGGCUUUGCUCCCACUGUUGCUUGGCUCGAGUCAUGGUUGCCGGAUCUUCCCCUGCACACCAUCCUGACCAUCAUUGCAGCAAUUGAGCCACACAUUCCCGCCGCAGCCCUUCAAGCUACGUCCAGCCCGGAAGCUCGCACCCUCAUCCAUAAUCUCCCAUCCUUUGUCGAAGAGCCGCAGAUUGCAGGGAUCAUCUCGGAUCCAACGCCAGUUCGUGCGCAAUCAUUUGAAUGGUCGGCUCUUUCGAUGGGCUGGUAUGAAUCGCUUCUCUGGGGCUUCAUCUUUUCGAGCGAGAUGGUUGUUGGCUCUGCUGCAGGUGCUACCCCAGGAACCGUUGGUGUCUGGAACGGGACGGCUAUUCGCCUCUUCCGAGUACAAGAAGCUGCUGCACAGGGACCUACCUUGCUCGCGCCCAAAGGUGCCGUCGACGCCGUCGGUAGCAAUCUUGUCCAGCGUAUUGGGAAUCUCAGUCUUCGGGGACGCAACUCGAUUUCUCAAGAUACGCCGAGUGGUGCCCCUUCCAGCAUGAGAGAAGUCUGA